Ctenopharyngodon idella (grass carp) is the source of this 3901-nucleotide messenger RNA. It is a transcript of the gene relb, whose product is annotated as v-rel avian reticuloendotheliosis viral oncogene homolog B. The coding region runs from base 300 to 2123 and encodes 607 amino acids. The record is from RefSeq and is a predicted model, not a curated record. Gene Ontology annotation, cellular component: cytoplasm. The transcript is spliced from 11 exons. Gene Ontology annotation, biological process: response to cytokine; innate immune response; inflammatory response. NCBI's taxonomy places the organism in Eukaryota, Metazoa, Chordata, Actinopteri, Cypriniformes, Xenocyprididae. Gene Ontology annotation, molecular function: RNA polymerase II cis-regulatory region sequence-specific DNA binding; DNA-binding transcription factor activity, RNA polymerase II-specific.
GUAGAUUAAGAGAAAAGUGAAAGAAGUACGAGAGCGAAUUGUUUUCAUGUCACAGUCGUUAGUGGAGCCAGAGAUAAAGCGGUCUCCAUCUUUCUCUCGAGAUUUCUUUCCUAAAAGCUUCCGUUAACUUCAGGGCUUCCAAAAAAACAGGCGAAGCACCCGGAAAUGAGUCCAUAACGCGAGUCUGAUGAUCUGGACGCUGUUUCGGUGGAUUUUCAUGCGCCGAGAUUCAACACAAUAACGACGUACGAGUGCGUGUAGAAACCAAAGAGACUCUUUUAUUCUUCCUUGUGCUUGCGAUGAAAGACAUGAGCAUUCAAAACGGCACAGCGGAAAAUGGAGCCUUGGAUCUAGACCUUAUAAAUGAGUACCUUUUGGAGAAAACAACCAAAGGGCCAAGUCAGCCGACGCUCCCUGGUCCUCCUCCUCCUCCACCUGAAGACCAAGACAUCCAGCCAGUUGAUCCACCAUCUAGAAGCAGGAGAACUGCUCCAGUGUUGGUCUCCAGAGGAGCAGCGCCACACACGAAUCUUUCUGCUGUCAAACUAAAAUCAACAACAUACAGCUUUGACCAGACUCCAAACGCGCAGACUGAUGGUAUGGCAUCAAUGCAUCCCAUGCGAGGCCACAAAGGGUCAUCUCAGCGACGUGGACAGGCAUCAUUAGUGCCCCAGUGUCUUCAUCCUCAGCAGUCUGGAACAGAACAUCUGGAGCGCUUCCUGGAAAAGCCAGAGCUGGUGGUUGUGGAGCAGCCAAAGGAGCGUGGCAUGCGAUUUCGCUAUGAGUGUGAAGGACGAUCGGCGGGCAGCAUCCUUGGAGCCUCCAGCACUGACUCCAGCAAAACCCUGCCUGCUAUUGAAAUUCAAGGCCCCAUUGAUAAUAUCAAGAAAGUGAUGGUCACCGUGUCUCUUGUGACAAAGGACAUCCCGUACCGCCCACACCCACACUGCUUGGUUGGGAAAGACUGUUCAGAUGGCAUCUGUGUCAUCCACAUCAAUCCCCACAGUACUCGUCAACACAGCUUUGCCAAUCUGGGCAUCCAGUGUGUGCGGAGAAAGGAACUUGAUGCCUCACUGCAGAAGAGGAGGAAUAAGAAAAUUGAUCCUUUUAACACGGGCCACUCUAAGAGCAUUGAGGACAUGGAUAUGAACGUGGUGAGAUUGUGUUUCCAGUGUGAGCUGGAACGAAAGGACGGAGACAGGAUCCCCCUUGCCCCUGUGGUUUCCAACCCCAUCUACGACAAGAAGGCGACCACAACAGCAGAGCUGAAAAUCAAUCGCCUUAAUGUGGUCAGAGGCCCCUGCACAGGCAAAACUGAAAUUUACAUGCUCUGUGACAAAGUGCAGAAAGAUGACAUUGAGAUAAUCUUCAGCACGGAGGACUGGGAGGGCAAGGCUGAGUUUGCUCAGACUGAUGUCCACAGACAAAUCGCCAUUGUCUUCAAGUCUCCACCAUUCAGGGAGCAGAAUAUAUCUGAAGAGGUGGAGGUCAACGUGUGUCUACGCCGCAUGUCUGACCGGAUGGACAGCGAGCCUGUCAAGUUCACCUAUGUUCCAGACAACGCAGAUCCCUACGGAGUGAACCGCAAGAGGAAAAUAAAAUCUGACGUGGCGUUCAGCGAGCCGUGCAGCGUUCCUCAAAGUCAAGACAUCAUCGUGAACGAGCCCAGCAUGCCACAGCAUUUUGACCCAUUCUACACUCUUCCCGAUUGUAACCUUCCCAAUGCUUCCAUGCCAAUCACUGUUCCGGACGGAGGCAUCCACAUGCAAUCCCAGGGCAUGGAGGAAAUUCAUUAUAAUGAAGACUUUAAACAAGAGGACGGUUGUGUUAGCAUGGACCCAGAGACUUUGGAAACCUUCAUCCAAGGCAUUUCCCAGUGCUUGAUUCAGCCAGGUUCAGAGCAGAUUUUAAAUCAGAUCCUUUUAAAUCCUGAUUUCAACUUCAGUUUUGAAGGCACAGAUACAAACUCAAAUGUCAACCAAACUAUGAUAAACAUGGCGUCUAUAAAUGACGCACACUUCAGUCAGAUGGUGAAUGAGAAUCAGGCCUAUCCAGCAGAUCUAGAGAACAUUGAAGGCCUCAUUUUCGCCCCUGUGAAGAGCGAGAAUGACCUAGACCACUGAAAACCACUGUGGACUUUUUUUGUCUUUGACUAUUGAGACUUUGGACAUACAGUCGCUGUUGACUAUAAAAUCAUUUCGGACCAGGAAAAGACUAAGUCAAACUUGUUAUUGACUGCCAAACCCGUUCAGCUGGCACUAUGACUUCCAGUUUGGUAAUCUGUGCAUUCUAAUGAAGUAAAUCACCUGCUCAGCAGCUGGUCUUGUAAAUGGACAGUAAACUGAGGCUGAUGGCAGCCAACAAAAGGCAGGAGAAGUAUGUAGCCAUUGCGAUUUCUAGUGAAAAGGGAGCAACUAAUGCUGCUCAAACUGCUUGUAAUGUGCCAGUUAUGAAAUAUGUCUGUCAUUUGCUAAUUUAUUGCUUGGGUUACAGAGCAGAACCUAAUAGUAACGAGUAGAUGGUCCCAGACCCUAAAUUCACUAAAAUAUUUAAGUGUUAUAUAUGUAACAUGAUAUUUGUUUUGAACAUUUCUGAACAGUUUAACCACAGAGGAAUUUCAAUUAACAGCAUUAAGGGGGUAAAAUUAGACAUGAUUCUGAAGUAGCAGUUGGAUUAAUUCAUGUAGUUCAAGCCAGGUGUGACGUGGCAAAGUGAUGAAAGCCAUUUUUUUUCAUCUAAUCAUCCACAAUUAAAAUCCCCCACCAAAUCCUCUGACCAUUUGAACUUCCUAAUCAAAAACAUACUGCGUUAUCGUGAUAUCUGGUUAACCAGUUAGCACUAUACUAAGCUGUAAGGGUCCGUUCACACAAAACGUGUUUUUGCAUUCCUCUGAGUUGCUUUUCCAUUGUUUUCCUCUGUAAACAUGCGCUCAAUGGAAGUUUGAUUGUUGUGUUUGCAGCUUGAUUCUUUUGGAGCAUCUUCUGCGUUCUGUGUGAAUUUCCCCUAAACUUGCUAAUGUCAGUUUUCUAACUGAAAACACAAAGAAAGGGAAAUGUUUAAUUUGAUUUUGUUUGGCUUUGGUAGUAUAAUGUCAUGUGUAAUUUGAAAUACAUUAUUAACAUCUCUAAUCAGGUACCAAAUAGAGUAACCAUUAAAAAAAUGGUUUUACCCAAUGGAAUCACUUUGAUGUUCAAGAGGAUUGGAUUUUGUUGGGGACUAGUAUUUUGCAUGACUGAGGACAUGACAUGAUUUGUUUCCUAACACAGUUAGGUACUUUAAAUUAAUCUUGUUUAAACUAUUUGCAUGAUAGCAGCUGACUAUUUGAUUAAUCGAUGUCAAUGUGAACACACCUUAAGAUUUGUGAAGAGAAAUAGGAUAUUUUGACUGUUAUUGUGAUUUUUUUUUUUUUUUUUUUUUUUUUUUGGUUAGCCCCACCCACUGAGAAAAUUUAAUUGGUCUGAAAUUCCAAAUUAGUUGUAUAUUAAACAUCAAAUAUGUUCUUAUUGGCUGCAUUUUAGCUUUCAGUGAGAACAAUCACAUUACUUUUCACUGGAAAAUUGUUUCAUGUCUGGUUACGUCAUGCUGUGAAGUUAUACAGGAAACUGAAAUGAAUGUAGUCAAAAUGAGUCAGUGGCAAACAGAUUUUGGCGCUUUUGUCUGUGUUUUAACUACAUUUAAAUAUACAUCAAUGUUGAAGGAAGCUGGAUUCAUGAUCUUAGUCAUUGGAAAGCAUUUCGUUCAUUUAUACACACACGUAUACUGUAUAUAUAUAUAAUGUCUGUAAUACUGCUGUGGUUCUAAUUGUGCUGUGUAAAAAUCCUUUAGUUGCCUGCAAAUGUCGCUUUAUGCUUCUUAUAGUAUGUUGUUGCUGUUGAUAUUAAAAUUGUGUUUUUAAAAUGAA